This is a messenger RNA of Zophobas morio, 1951 nucleotides long. Its product is annotated as nibrin-like. The record is from RefSeq and is a predicted model, not a curated record. Gene Ontology annotation, cellular component: Mre11 complex. Lineage: Eukaryota; Metazoa; Arthropoda; Insecta; Coleoptera; Tenebrionidae. Gene Ontology annotation, biological process: double-strand break repair via homologous recombination; mitotic G2 DNA damage checkpoint signaling. The transcript has 13 exons. The coding region runs from base 219 to 1634 and encodes 471 amino acids. Gene Ontology annotation, molecular function: damaged DNA binding; protein binding.
GAAAAACAAGGAGAGGGCGGGGUACGGUAGCGGCUAUAGUGCUGGUAUUUCUUGAAAAUGUUAUGCCUCUGGUCUUUUAAUGGCUCUUAAAAUAGCUUUAUUUGUGUUUAUAACAACAUUAUUUUGUUACCAUAUACAAAUUUUAACAGUUAUAUCUCAACUCUUUAUGUGAUCUUGACAGUUUGGGUUAAAAACUCUGUAUAACUUUCUCUAGGCUUAUGUGGUUAUUAAAAUCAUUAACUAGUGAAGCUUGUUAUCGUUUGAACAAAGUCGGUCUCUACAAAGUAGGUCGCGAGGAUGCUGACAUCAUUUUACAGGAUAAAUUCUGUAGUCGAAGACAAGCGAUUUUUUACGUAACAAAAAGCUUCUCUAAUGAACUUAAGGAUAAAGAAAGUAGACUUGGUCAUAGCGAACUCAGAUUAAAAGUUUUAAGUUCCAGGAGUGGAACAUAUAUUAACGAAAAGCGUUUAUGUAAAGAAGAAACUGCCCUUCUAAGUAGUCAAGACCUUAUAAAGUUUGGCUCUAGAGAGUUUUUUAAAGUUACUUCUGAGCCUCUUAUUGUCUGCUCCUCACACACUACUGAUUCUGAAUUAAAAGAAAUUAAAGAGCAAGUUGAAGUUUUAGGGGGGGAUUAUGUGGACCAGUGGACGCAAAACUGUAGCUUAUUGGUCACAUCUUCUCUCGUUGUAACUCCAAAAGUCCUUCACUGUCUUCUGGAUGCCAAACCGGUUGUCACCGUUCGGUACCUCGAGGAUUCAACAAACUUAAACUCGCUUCAUCUAAACUAUAAAGAUUAUCUUCCCACGGCCCAGGAUCCCAGGAUUAGUGAUUCUUAUUCAUUUCUGCCUAAUAGUAAAAGGUCCUCCUUGUUUCGCACCCUCCACUUUAUUUUCUUCAAGUUUGAAAAUUCUGAGUGGCUUAAGUCUCUCGCGAUCUCUGCAGGGUCGACAGUAGACUUUUUUAACAGGCGACGCCUAAGUGAAUACAGCUGCACCGCCGGUCUUUGGGUGAUAGUAGGCCUGAGGAAGCCGGAGAGCGUUUACAAGUUUCCUUUAGCUUACGAGAGAUUAAACGAGAGGACUGCCUUGGGAAUAGACCUGAUUCAAUCCAUUCUUCUGUGUGACGCAUCCUUCUUUUUUACAGAGGAAUGUUUUAUCUUUUUAGUCGCAAUACUUUAUAUUAACGUUUAUUAUCAGCCUUCGACAAAUUUGGACGUUAAAAGUACUGAUGUGUUCACCUCUGAAUUUUCCUCUGAGAAAGCUGUAAGCCAGGAAAAAAACAAUUCUUUGGAUUCGGGACUUUUUACUUUUGACAACUUUGAUCAGCCUCAACCUGACGAUUCUAGUAGUUCCGAGACCGCACAGAUCGACUCCGCUCCUCAGUUGAAUGCAAUCUUUUUUGAUCACUUUCAACCGGAGCCGUUAAAAAAAGAAGCGAAUGACAAUCUUGGAGAUACCACUACUGCUUUGGGAAAUGUUAUUUUUACACCACUAUACUGUAAGAAAAGAGACAAAAGUGGUGUAGCUAAAGACACCUUGAUAAAUAGAAAAAGGUUUAUAAAGAAUUGGCGGGCGAGUUGUCAAAAACCAAUAAGAUUAAUCUCCUCUUCGUAUUUAAAAAGCCACACGGACUAACUGAGGAACACUGAUUUUUGAAUAUCAAGUUUGCAGGGGAAGUGCAGAACUGCGCCUAACUUAACGAACGCCUUUUAGCUUUGUCUGGCUAAGCCUGCAAUAUCGAGAUUUAGUAGAACUGAUAAUUUUAUUUGUAUAUAAAAAAUUAUCCUAAACAAUUUAAAAAAAUGAUGGGCAGAUAAAUAAUCUGAGGGAUAAGUUUAAAAGCCAGUGAGGACCAGCAUAAAUAUCUGCAAAUAACUUAAUUGGUCGGUGUAAUAGGGGUCAGAUACAGUGAAUAGCUUAACUUAUUUGUAUAUUUAUACGUACCCUCCUUU